UUGUGGGGGGUCCAUGUGGUCAAUGGAGUGGUUCUCCUGCCUGACCAUGAGAACCCAACUGUCUUCAAUGCCUAUACGUGGUUCCCCUACAGUGAUGGUAACUGUGGUACCAACUUCAGUCAAAUUAAAUUAAUCGACUCUUGUUCUUUUGGUCGGAGUACCAAAGUCAAUUGGUACCCCCCUAAAAUCCCCAACCGGUUCAAUCAAUGUACCAUCAGAGUACGCAUGGUCCAAUGGCCACCAUUUGUUAUAAACAUACCAAAUGGUUCCCGGAGUGGUCCCCCACGUGGUUCCCGUGGUAUUGAAAUCAGUCUCCUUGACUUGGUCGCCGAAUUUGCAAACGUCCGCAUGUUGUACCACCAUGACCAAGUACCAGAUAAUUGGGGCAAUGUUUAUGAUAAUGGUACCAUCACUGGAAAUUUAAAGUAUUUGUACCAAGAAAUCGACGAUAUUGCUAUUGGUGCUUAUGCUAAAAACAUGAAACGAUCCCUUUUUUUUGACGAUGUUUUGUACCACCACUACGAGAAGUUAAUUUUUUGUGUUCCAUUUAAGACACUUAACUCGAAAUUGGAAAGUUUGGCCGGGAUUAUGGGUUUUGGAGCGUUGGUAUUGACCUUUGUUUUUUACCUUAUGGUUACCAUAAUGUCAUGGUUGGUGAGUCGUCAUGAUUACACCCAUUAUCAAAAAAUUGACACGUGUGCCGUUGAAACGUACCAGAUUUUACUAGGUUUGUCGGUUAGUUUGCAACCUAGAAGUACCAAAGUUAGGUUUUUCAUCGCCAUGUUGAUUAUUUAUAGUUUCUAUGUGGUUACAGCCUAUCAGACGUUACUAGUCAGUGCAUUGGCUAAUAGUAGUACCAAACAGGAAAUCAGUACCAUUGACGAAAUCCUAGCCCGUGGUUUGGAUAUUUAUGGACUUAAAACAAACACGAGGUACUUUAAUAGUGAUGGUACUAGUAGUACCACAAGUCGUACCAACGCCGCCAUCUUGAAAAACUGGAAAAAUUGUCAAAAUAUGCACAAAUGUCUCGAUUUAGUGGCAUUUAACCGAAAUGUUGCCACUUGUACCCCAAAACUUUUCACCGAAUUCAUUUUAAACAGUAACAAGACCUCAAAAAAUGACCCCCUGAUUUAUUGUUUCGAUAAUAUUAUAGUAACAUUUCCUCUUACUAUCAUGACAAGAAAAGGAUUGCAAUUUUAUCACAGAAUUAAGACUUUAGUCAACCGAAUUCUUGAAUCUGGGAUUAUACAAAAGUGGGAAAGGGAUAUUUUAAAAACACGAUUUACUGGG
Molecule: messenger RNA, 1290 nt
Organism: Tribolium madens (black flour beetle)
Lineage: Eukaryota; Metazoa; Arthropoda; Insecta; Coleoptera; Tenebrionidae
Exons: 1
Source: RefSeq, a predicted model, not a curated record